AUGUUACUAAUCAUUUUUCUGGUUACAAAUGUUCUCGCUCACGAGUUGGAUAAUUUACAGUGGCAGCAUCAUGGAAAUUAUUUGAGGAAUAUCGAGUCGAACAAUUUGGCAGAAGAUCCGAGACAAAAUUUUAAUUACGAUCAUAAUAAUAAUGGAAAUAAUUUUUAUGGUGGCCAAGUAAAUAAUGAGUUUAAUGAUCAGUCCCCGCGGCAAUCGAACCCAGGUAAUUGGAAUUUUAAUCAUAACUAUCAGUCACAAGGACCAGUAACAGUAAAUGAACAUGUUGAAAUAACGAAACCGCUCGCGCUCCCAGUUUUCAAAUAUAUCGGGGUACCGUAUCAACAGCCCGUGGAGAUACCGGUGCCUCAUACAGUUGCAGUCAGAGUGCCGCAGCCGUAUCCUGUGCACGUGCCAGUAAUGCAGCCGGUCGGGUAUCCCGUGAUGAAAACAAUUUUCGUUCCGGUUGAAAAGAAGGUUCCGUAUGAAGUGGAGCGCAUUGUUCCGGUUCCAGUGGAACAGCCAGUGCCGAUAGCCAUCGAAAAGCCGAUUCCUGUUCCGGUCGAGGCACCUUAUCCGAUACAUAUCCCGAUUUACAAAAAUAUUUACCAUAGGAAAAUAAAAGGCCGCAGUUCGCGCGGUCGUGAAAGACGUUACAAAGGCUAA
Microplitis demolitor is the source of this 663-nucleotide messenger RNA. Its product is annotated as cell division protein ZipA. Lineage: Eukaryota; Metazoa; Arthropoda; Insecta; Hymenoptera; Braconidae. The coding region runs from base 1 to 663 and encodes 220 amino acids. The record is from RefSeq and is a predicted model, not a curated record. The transcript is spliced from 4 exons.